AUGGCUCCGUCGCUGAAACGUUCCCGUGAGGACGAUUCCGAGGAGGAGCUCUUCUCUCAUGAUCCCAAGUCUCUCAAGUACGGUUCCUCCUGGCAGACUGUCCCUGGGACAGUCCCAGACUAUGCGACAGACCUCGACCAAACCCUGCGCUUUCGCGACGCGGCACUCACGCCGGUUGACUCCUCUGACGAUGAAGACAAACAUGAGGUUAUCAUGGGCACCAGCCCCGCUAAAUCGGUACACGGCAACCGACCCCCGGCCCUCCAGCUAAGCCCUAGCUCCGCCGCGAAGCAUCUCGCGGUGCUAGCAGGCGGAGACCAGCUUUCACCCUGGCUGGUGACCGGUCACCACCUGCACAGCACCCAGCCCUCCCCAAUCCCCCACGGUAUGGUCAGCCACUCGCUCAAUCUCUGCGCGACGCAUUCAGUCCGGUCGACCACGACCUAUUUCCCUCCCCAGCCCAUCGCGUCCCAGCCACCAGACGCCAACAUGAUGGACGUGUCAUUCCACAAAGAAGUGCAACAUUCCGUGCAUCGGGUUCGGCUCCCCAGCCCAGUCAGCGACGGCGACGCAGAAAUGGCCAACGGACCUAAGACCCCCACCGACGAGAUGGACAUGUCAUACUCGCAACAGACAUCUCCGGUGCAAGGGUUCCGACCCAGCACCCCGCCAAUGGGUCAAUACUCGCGGCAAACCGUCGAAGAUCUGAUGCAGCAGGCUGCCAAGAUCACUCCGACUCAGCGAAAGAAACCUGCGCUGGUCAUGGGUUACCGAGCUGAUUGCGAGAAGUGUCGUUGCCACGUUCCUGGACAUUACAGCCAUAUUAUGCGCGCUUGA
Penicillium atrosanguineum is the source of this 837-nucleotide messenger RNA. RefSeq lists its product as uncharacterized. NCBI's taxonomy places the organism in Eukaryota, Fungi, Ascomycota, Eurotiomycetes, Eurotiales, Aspergillaceae. The transcript has 2 exons. The coding region runs from base 1 to 837 and encodes 278 amino acids. The record is from RefSeq and is a predicted model, not a curated record.